This is a messenger RNA of Phycodurus eques (leafy seadragon), 2801 nucleotides long. It is a transcript of the gene hp1bp3, whose product is annotated as heterochromatin protein 1, binding protein 3. The transcript is spliced from 13 exons. NCBI's taxonomy places the organism in Eukaryota, Metazoa, Chordata, Actinopteri, Syngnathiformes, Syngnathidae. The coding region runs from base 173 to 2125 and encodes 650 amino acids. Gene Ontology annotation, cellular component: chromosome; nucleosome; nucleus. Gene Ontology annotation, molecular function: nucleosome binding; DNA binding; structural constituent of chromatin. The record is from RefSeq and is a predicted model, not a curated record. Gene Ontology annotation, biological process: heterochromatin organization; nucleosome assembly.
GAGUCGACUAGCGGAGAUCCGCCAUGACAGUCGAAACGCCGUGACGUCACCAAGCACUCGAACGGGGCGGGGCUCGUAAACAGAGGAAUCGAAAUAAAGGCUCGUGCACUCAUUUUCUACUCGCGAAUAUCUCCACUUUUUGCACCAUAAAGUCCAAGGUCAACCUCCUGUGAUGCCGAUUCGCCGAGCAGCAGCAACUCCAACCCAGGAGAAGCCCCUCUCGGCUGCAGCAGAGACAGGGCCAGAAGACACCCCCGAGGAGUCUCUGUCCGCUGCAGGGGAGCAGCCCGUGUCCUCCGCAGAGGCUUCCGGCAAGGGCGACGCAAAGGCGGGCGACUCGGCCGAGCCGACGGAGAAUGGCGAGAAGGUGGAUGAAGGGGCCGUCGACAAGUCUGAUGACGGGACAGGGAAAAAAGAUGACAAAUGCAAGGACUGCGUGGCUGGCCAGUGCGCAACACACUGCUAUGUUCUCCUACUAAGGCUGAAAGAUGGCUACAAGUACAAGAAAGCCAAAGUCAAGAAGGUGAAGAGGACUAUACCGGUGUGGGCCAGUGUUAGCGCCAGAAAGAAGCUUCCUGUCGCCAACUACGCCGGCACGCACAAUAGACUGGACCAUCUCCUCAUCGAAGCCAUCACGUCUUUUAAUCACAGGUCUGGAGUUUCCUACCAGUCGGUCAUGAAGUACAUUGCCAAAAAGUGCCCCGAGAUGGAGCUGGACAAGAAGAAGUUUCACAUCAAGAAGGCGAUGAAGAAGCAACUGGAGAAAGGCACCAUCAAGCAGCUGAAGGGCAAAGGCCUCUCGGGAACUUUCACCAUUGGGAAGCAGACCUCCACUUCCAAAAAGGUCGGCUCUAAGCAGGAGGCUCUGGGAGACGCUCUGCCGCUCAUCAUCACGCGUUUGUGCGAGCCCAAAGAGGCGUCAUACCUGCUGAUUAAGAAGUACCUGGAGCAGCACUUCCCCAGCCUUAACAUCGAGAACAGGCCAGAAGUCCUGAAGUCGGCCCUUGUGAGGGCAGUGGAACGAGGACAACUACAGCAGAUCACCGGGAAGGGAGCUUCCGGAACAUUCCAGCUGAAGCGUACUGGCAACCAGGUGCUGCUGAAGGGUGGCACCUUGGAGGACGCCAUCUUGGCUGCCAUCACAGCCAUGAACGAGCCCAAGACGUGCAGCACCACAACUCUGCGCAAGUAUCUGCUUGACGCCAACAAGGACACCAAGGAGUACCAGCUAGUGGCCAAUCUGAGGAGGACCCUGACCAAGUGUAAAGUCCUCGGCUGGAUGGAGCAGAUCACCGGUCACGGUUUCACGGGGACCUACCGGCUCUGCUUUCCGUUCUACCCCAGCCCAACUACUCUGUACCCGGACAAGUUCAACAAGAUGUCUACCAAGCCGUCCUCCAGGUCCAGGCGGAGAGCUGCAUCUGACGAGGAGGAGUCCGAGGAGGAGGAGGAAGAGGAGGAGGAGGAGGAGGAGGAAGAGGAGGAAGAGGAAGAAGCUCCCGUGCGGAAAAGGUCCCCGAAGAGACCCCCUCCCAGGGUCCGCCAUCCACCGACUGCCAAGAAGGCCGGCAGAGGCCGAGGACUCUCUGUGGCCAAAACGUCUCCCGCCAAGAAAGCGGCGGCCAAGAGCGCGACUAAACCCAAGGCGUCGCCUUCUAAAGCCGCCACGCCCGUCAAGAGGCGAGCGCCGGCUAAGAGGCCGAAGACACCCGCUGUCAAACGUCUGAACAAACGCGGCUCCAAGCGACCCGCCACCCCGGAAGAAUCCCCUGAGGAGGAGGAACCCGAAUCAGAAGAGGAGCCCGUGCCCCCGAAAAAGCAGGUAGCUGCCAAGCGUUCCAAGCCCACGUCGCCGGCCAAGCGGCCCGCCAAAAAAGGCGGCGCCAAGCAGUCCAAGCAGGAAGAGGCCACCCCAGCGGAGCCCGAGACCAAGAAGCCGUCGGGCAGAGGUGCGUCCAAGCGCCCCGGGGCCGAGUCCACCCUCGAGGAGCCCGAGGCCAAGAAGCCGUCGGGCAGAGGUGCUUCUCGGCGCUCCGGGGCCGAUGUGAGCCACCAGUCCCCUGCCAAGAAAGCGGCACCUGGUGGCAAGCGGUCCGCCAGGAAGUCCAAGAAAGGGAAGAACUGAGCCCCAUGCUCUCAGUCUGCCACCACCGUCGCUUUCAUCAGUGCUCUCCUUUUCAUUGUCUUCCCCUUUUUAAUGGGGCAGUAGUUCCUUUUUUAUUUUUUGUCAUUUCCACCGUAGAAGGGAAAGGUCAUACCACCAGUUUCCUUUUUAAUCCGUGUGUAGAUAAACUCACUUCAGCUCGGGCCUGACAUCCUGUAACUAGAGCCAUGUAGUUUUAUUUAUUUUGUUUGUUUCUUUCUUUUUUACCUGGUCCGCUCUGUUUUGGCAGCUGGUGUUUUUCCAGGAAGUGUCAUGGUCAUCUUAGUUCAAACCCACAGCCCAUUCUAACACUGUGGAUCCGAGAAGAAGACGUUCCGCCUUUUCAAAACAAACAAAACUGUUUGUUAGCCAUUUUACAACAAAACAAAAAAAGUUCUGGACAUGUCGCUUCUUCUUCAUAUACAUCAAAACAUCAAAUGUCCCUUUGUUUUUUUUGUUUUUUUAAUAUAAAUAUAUAUAUACGUGUGUGAUAGGAAACUGGUUUUAAUGCUUCACAGCUGUAAUUCCGUGCGCAGCUUUGUGUUGUGAAUAAGGAAAAAGCUGCUUAGCGUAGCGUCUCCAUUACCCUGCAUGCAUGUGUAUUCCUUGUGUUGUUCAGCCUUUUUUUCAAGUCAUUAAUAAAAUGGCUCUUUGUAUA